CAGAAGAAGAAGAGAGAGGGGAGGACAGAAGAAGAAGAGAUACCUGAGAAAAGAGUGAGACAAAAUAAGACUAAAACAAUAAUCACCAGGAAAUUGGGAAUUAUUAAUUGAUUAAAGGAGAGUUUAAGUUUAGAGGUGACAAAUAAAAGAAGAUUGGUCAGGAGAAUUUAAAGGAACCAUCAGAUCUGUGGAAGGACGGUCCCCACGAUGUUUUUCCUUCUCUCGUUGUGUAUGUGUGGUCUUCUGCUGCAAGGAGACGCUCAGGACCGAGCCGCUCUGUGGAGGGGGAACGACCGGAGUGGACGAUGCCAGUACACCUUCACCGUGCCCAGCCCCGUCGAGGCCAGCUGCCCGCAGACGGGGGGCCCCGAGGUGGAGGGCCUGAAGGCUAGACUCAGCCUGCUGGAGGUGCUGGUGUCCCGGCUGACCGGAGGGGACACCGGGGGUCCCCAAGGGGCCGGGGCCGCAGCUCGGCCUGGGCUUCAGGAGGCGCUGGACCGGGCCAUGGGGGAGAGGAACCUGCUGCGGGGGGAGAAGGAGCGUCAGGAGCAGGAGCUGCAGGGGCUUCAGCGCAGGAUGGAGGAGAUGAGGAGGGAGACGGAAAGGCUGAGGAGCAGACCGUGUCCUCCACAGACCCCCAUGGUGCCACCAAGCCCCCCUCUGCAGGACAGUGGCCUGACUAGACCUGCUGGGGGUUCCAAUCCCAUGUCUCACCUGAUGACCAGGCCCAACAGGCAGGGAGACAGCAGCAGUUUGAGAGACUCGGCGUGGGAGUACGGACAUCCGGGUUUCCAGGAGCUGAAGGCUGAGGUGACAGAGGUACCGGCUCCUCAUGGAUCUGAGGACAACACAGGUUGUGGGGAGUUGGUCUCAGUUGCUGAGCCGGUGACUCACAGGAAGGCGGACAACAUAGCGGGUAAAUAUGGCGUUUGGAUGCAGGACCCCGAGGCCGUCUCCCCUUACGGACCGGAGAUGGUCUGGCGUAUCGACACCAUCGGCUCUGACGUCAGGCAGCUGUUCGGGUACGACGACAUGGAGCAACUCUCUAAAGGCUUCCCAUCCAAGGUCCUGAUGUUGCCAGAGCUGGUGGAGAGCACCGGUGCCACUCUGUACCGAGGCUCUCUGUAUUACCAGAGACGACGCAGCCGCUCCCUCAUCCGCUUCGAUCUCGCCUCCGAGAGCACCGCAGCGCGUCGCGACCUCCCCCACGCCGGCUUCCACGGCCAGUUCCCUUACUCCUGGGGCGGCUACACGGACAUCGACCUGUCCGUGGAUGAGCAAGGGCUGUGGGCCGUCUACUCCACCAGCAAGGCCAAGGGGGCCAUCGUGAUCUCGCAGCUGGACCCGCACAGCCUGGAUGUGAAGAGGAGCUGGGAGACCAACAUCAGGAAGAACUCCGUGGCCAACACCUUCAUCAUCUGCGGCAAGCUGUACACCGUAGCCAGCUACACGGCGCCGGACACCAUCAUCAACUACGUGUACGACACCAAAACCAGCCAGGGGAAGCCCAUGGCCGUCCCCUUCAGGAACAAGUACCGCUACAACAGCAUGAUCGACUAUAACCUGGCUCAGAGGAAGCUGUUCGCCUGGGACAACUUCCACAUGGUGUCCUACGACCUCAGGCUGGGUCGCCAGCAGGCCAACUGAGGCCUCCAUGAUUGACUGUUGAAAAGCUCAGCUGUUCCCGCUUCAAAGACUCAGAGCUUUAGAGCACAAUGCGCGUGGUAGUCGUAGUCAUAAAGCCAACACCAUCAGCGUAGAAGAGCUACCAAACUCCGACGUGAAGACGUUUGAGGAACAGUGUUUCUCGCAAGUGUGCUUUUUAAAAAAAAUCUUUUUCUUCAGUGGGUGGGCUUUUGUUUUUAAACAUGUUUUUAGAGGAAUUAUUUUUGUACCGCCUUCAAUUCAGAUGUAUGAU
Anarrhichthys ocellatus (wolf-eel) is the source of this 1918-nucleotide messenger RNA. RefSeq names its product myocilin (gene myoc). Bases 208 to 1647 code for a protein of 479 amino acids. NCBI's taxonomy places the organism in Eukaryota, Metazoa, Chordata, Actinopteri, Perciformes, Anarhichadidae. Gene Ontology annotation, biological process: osteoblast differentiation; signal transduction. The record is from RefSeq and is a predicted model, not a curated record. The transcript is spliced from 5 exons. Gene Ontology annotation, cellular component: Golgi apparatus.